Messenger RNA from Ciona intestinalis (vase tunicate), 2553 nucleotides. RefSeq names its product DNA polymerase eta. Gene Ontology annotation, cellular component: replication fork; site of double-strand break; nucleus. Gene Ontology annotation, molecular function: damaged DNA binding; DNA-directed DNA polymerase activity. The record is from RefSeq and is a predicted model, not a curated record. NCBI's taxonomy places the organism in Eukaryota, Metazoa, Chordata, Ascidiacea, Phlebobranchia, Cionidae. Gene Ontology annotation, biological process: response to radiation; error-prone translesion synthesis.
AGUAUCUGCACUGCCGCUUAGAUUGAUUGAGCUGUUAUUAGUGUAAAUAGUAACGCUGAUUAGUGAAAGUUAGACUGAGCUAGUUAGUUGUGGUUGUAUGUUUAAAUCAAAUUUGGCUAUGAGUUCGUUUCCGUCAAACCGAGUCGUAGUCCUGGUUGACAUGGAUUGCUUCUACGUCCAAGUUGAACAACGUCGGGACUCGAGUUUAAAAGGAAAACCGUGCGCCGUGGUGCAAUACAAUCAGUGGAAAGGAGGAGGGAUUAUUGCUGUCAGUUAUGAAGCAAGAGAUGAGGGUGUCACACGGAAUAUGAGAGGAGAUGAUGCUAAAGCCAAAUGUCCUGAAAUUAUUCUGUGCAAAGUACCCAUGGCAAAUGGGAAAGCUGAUUUAACAAGGUACCGAGAUGCUGGUGCUGAAGUGAUUCAGGUUUUGCUUCAAUUUGGCGGAGUGGUUGAGAGGGCAAGUGUUGAUGAGGCUUACAUUGAUCUUACUUCUGUUGUGGAUGCAAGUAUGAAAGAGAAAAGAAUACUACCUGAUUUAGAACAGAUGGGAAAUACUUAUGUGGUUGGAUAUCCGAAAGAUUCUUGUGAUGAUACUACAAACGCAAGAGAAUCAGGAUUAUCGGCGUAUCGGGACAGCGCAAACUCAGACCCAGAUGCAGAGAGAUUGUUGGUUGCUGCAGCAAUUGUGGAAAAGAUGAGGUUGGCAAUUUAUCAGCAAACAUCUUUUCGUUGCUCUGCUGGGAUCUCUCAUAAUAAGAUGCUUUCAAAGCUUUCAUGUGGAAUAAACAAACCAAACAAACAGACCAUUCUCCCUUUCAACAUGGUGGCCGGUCUGUUUCAGACAAUCAAGAUUGGAAAAAUAAGGAACUUGGGAGGAAAGUUGGGGAAAGAAAUCAUGUUCAGGUUUGGAGUGGAGAAGAUAGGUCAUCUUACCAAUCAGACAAAGCAACAUUUAGUUGAUGGAUUUGGAGAAAAAACAGGGUUGUGGUUGUAUGAAGUAUGUCAUGGGAUUGAUCAUGAACCUGUGAAGGAACGACAUGUUGCGCAAUCUGUUGGAUGCAGUAAAAAUUUCACAGGCAAUGAUGCUCUUGGAUCUCGUAAUAAAGUAAAGCAUUGGGUUCGAUGCCUGACGACAGAACUUGUCGAGCGAUUGAACAAAGACAAGCAAAUGAACAACAGAGUUUCUCAUGCUCUAACAAUUCAUAUCGGAAUUAAAAAACCAAUUUCAAGAACUUGCCCGAUCAGCCGUUAUGAUGUUGAUGACAUCACAAUGAGGUGUUUAGCGACUUUGGAAACACUUAACACGAACCAGGACAAAGAGUCAGAUACUUGGUCACCAAAAAUCACAAAUAUUGGGAUUUCAGCCAAAAAUUUUCAAUCCAUUGGUAAAUCAUCAGAAUCAUCUUGUAAUGUUGCAACAAUGCUUGCAUCUGCUAAAGCCAUAAAACCAGCAAAUAAGAUACCUGAAAAAACGAAAGAAAUUUCGACAAAGAAAAAAAGAAAUUCUCUCGAUACAUUUCUUGUUUCUCCAAGCAAAUCAGCGGUGCAACAACAAGAUCCUAUGUCUGAAGAAAAUAAUCUGGCCAAAAAGUUCAUGUUCUCAACAAGUAGUGCCUCAAAUUGUGGCAAUCAGACCGAAUCUGGUGUCAGUAAAAAAAAGUCAUUUUUUGCACAUUUGGAAAACAAAUCAGGUGAUGGGGCUUCAUGUAAAAUAGAAGCCGCUUAUUUGGACAGCAAGCAAAAUAGAAGCACUGGUCAGUUAACGCUUCAAGAAGCUGUAAAGCAAAACAACAAAUCUUCGCAACGAAUCAAUGGACUUCCUGCUUUGAGUCAACACACUUAUGACAUGAAAAAGGUGGAUAUGAAUAUUUUCAAUUCAUUACCACAGUUUUUACAAGAAGAGAUUCGUGCUGGAAGUAAACCUUCAACAUCCGAGUCCCCUUCUAAAAAGAUAAAACUUGCACAAAGUCAACCUACAAGUGGUCAGAAAUCUAUAACUGGAUUUUUCGGUUCUGGGAAACCACAACUCAGCAGUGUUUUGGUUCAAAAAUCUAAACCAAAAAGUGAUCAAAAGAAUUUAGGCAUCCAAACUAAAGGUGCUGAAAAUGUUCCUUUGGGGAAUGCUACUUCUGUACCAAUGGGAUAUUUCCGAGCACGUACACAAGCAGCAGCCGCAAUACAAGAUGCAUUAAAGAAGCAAAGAUUAAAUACAAAGUUAAAACCAACUUCCACCCAUGACCUUACUACCUCUACGAAUAAAAAACAGAACCCAACCAACAGCCAUAAGUUCUUUGAGCCACAAAAACGUGCCACACCAAAAGCGAAUGGAAGUUUAUGGAGUUCAUUUGUUCAAGAAGAAACUUACCACUGUGACCGCUGCAGCACUAAUGUUGCAUUAACAGAAAUAGAAACUCAUUCAAACUUUCAUGCCCUUCAAGAUUUGAAUGCAAAUUGAGACUCUUACUUUUGUUGCCUUUGUUUCUUUCAGAGUUUAUUAUAUCUGUUGUACUUCCAAAUUGCAUGACAUAUUAUUAAAUGUUUUUUUCUAUAAAU